This is a messenger RNA of Saccostrea echinata, 1659 nucleotides long. Its product is annotated as cilia- and flagella-associated protein 107-like. The transcript has 3 exons. The record is from RefSeq and is a predicted model, not a curated record. Lineage: Eukaryota; Metazoa; Mollusca; Bivalvia; Ostreida; Ostreidae. The coding region runs from base 105 to 767 and encodes 220 amino acids.
UAAAUUUAUACUCGCCUUGCCUUAGCAACGUUGUAGCGACACCGUUUCAUGUGGAAAAAUCGCCAUUGUAAAUAAAGUUUUAAAGAACUUUAAAAAUUUGAAAGAUGGCACAGGGGGAUCCUAUGAAGUGGCAUAUGCCUGGCUGGAGAAUAGAACAACGGUUUUCACCCGGGGUGUUGAUAGGAAACUGGGGCGAGGAGAGAUACACCUUCAAGAAAGGAGAUACAAAACAUAACAGCACACAUAGAGUUGACUUCAGAAACUAUGGAACAUAUAAGCCUGACGUCAUAGUUCGACGAAAGGCCUUAAUGAGAAAUGAUGGACUGGGCCAGGAACACAUCUUUCACCACCACGGAGAUAAGUACAUGCAGAACAAGAUCUCAUGGUACGACGAGCAGUACAAUGGACGAUACAAAGAGAACACACUACCAUCAUUACGAGAUUGGAACAGUCACAAGCUCUCCUGGGCACCAGAGAAAUCCGAUUAUCCACUACAGGGUAAGCCCACAAACUUUGGGUUGCAUGAGCAGUUACAAUCUAAAUGGAAGGACCAGAUUGCAGAUGAAGUCAAGGGAGAUUACUUGUCUACCUACCAGAAUUCGUACGUAGGACCCCCUAGAGAAAAUCUGGUCAGAAAUCGGUUUGCCAUUUCUAAAGAUAUGUCAACAACUUUACAUCCAUACAACAAAGUCAACAAAGACCUUCACUUGAGGAACACAGUAGCAUUCAAAUCACCAGAAAAACUCCCCGACCUAGUAUAUACAUAAAAAUUGUAGAAGUCUUUACUUUCAAUGAAUGUCUCUUUUUUAUCUAAAUCAUGUAAUACUCAUUUAAAACUGUCUCUACUUAUGUUACUUCAUCAGCCUUGUUUCUAAAUGUAUACAGAUAUUUUUCAUUACUCCGUCAUUUCUCAGCCCUAUUACAACUCUGUCACACCUGUAAAGUACAUACAGUAUACAUGUAUAUCAUAUACUGUAUUGAAAUACUGUACUAUUUCUAGUCUCUGUGAGUAGUUAUAUAGUACUUGUAUAUAUUUUUUUCAUGUGGUACAUUUUGUUUUGCAUCUGUAUGCUAGCCUAAGCAUAGUUAAGUUUAGAGGCUAUAUAGUUAGGUAAACUUGCAGUAUUAAAUUUCAGUAUUGUAUUCGUGCCAACUCCUAUCUGCUGUUUGGUGAUUAAAUCAUAUUGUGUGUAUCCAAAUACAUACACAUCAUACUGAUUGUAAGCUUCAUGACAGUGAACUCUUGAGCAGAAUGGCUUGAUUUUUAAGUUUACAAGUUUAUAAGGGUCAACCCAUGACAGUAUUUUUAAUUGAUAAGUGUAAUCUGUUAUACUGUGAUACAUUCUAUGAAGCAGAAAACGCUCAAUGAAAUUCAGUUUACAUUUGCGGUGAUAGUUUAUCAGUAUUUUGUUAAAACCAAGUAUUAUAUAUUUUUGUGUAGACUGUAGAAUUAAAUUAUGUACUUUUUCUAAAUCAAAGUGAGAAAAUGAAGUACUUCUGGUUUUAUAGUACAUGUACAAAUCACAUUAUGAUGUUUUUGGAGAACUCUUUAAUUUAUUAAUGUAGCAAUUAAUGUAUUUAUUAACUGCUGGUAAACAAUUAAUCUUUAAUAAAUUUCUUAAUGAUUGUGCUGAAAAUGAUUAUAAAAACAUAAUUUUA